UUUUAUUUUAAAUCGGUGGGCCCUGUGUGCUGGGUUUUUUCUCUGCCUUCAACACACACGGGUAUUUUACAGUAUUCAAGAUGGCAGAAACAUGUUUUCUUUGUGAAGGCAUCAUUCAUUAUUCCAUCAUUUGUUCCUUUAAUGCAGUCCUUUGUCUCCUUCCCUUCUGUCCAUCCUGCCUUCAUUCUUCCUCCUGCUUCAUCCCUUCUUAGAUAUUCCUUUCAAACAUCCUUGUCUCCUUCCUUUCAUCCUUCAUUCAUACCUUCCUCCUUUCCCUUAUCUUUUUUCUGUCCUUUGUUUUUUCUCUCAGACCCUCUCGUGCUCCUUUCCUGAAUUACUCCCAUUCUUUUUCACUUUCCAACUUUAAUAUCCUGUGUUUUUUUUUAACUUGUCUAAUUGGUUUUUGCUCGGCCUGCUUGCUCCUUCCUUUCCCAAGUGAUCAUUGUCUAGCUCCGCCCUUUCGAGGCGUGCGCGGACGACAAAUCCAACACGUUUUCAAGCAGAGAGGCGUGGGGCGCGUAAACGAGGAAGGAGAAGCUCCCAACUUGUUCUCCCGCCGGUGUGCCGACGUCUCUCGCCCCCCUCCCCUCCCCCGAGACCGGCACGUGAGCCCGCGUCGACCCUCCAACAACAUGCUGGCGGAGGACAUGGAGGUCCCUCUGCUCAAUAACCUCAACGACAACGGCGACAGGCUGAGGUCGAAAGGGAAAGAUGUGUUCAAGGAACAGCAAAAGGAGUCCGAGAGCUCCAUGGAAUCUCCCAACCUGGAGUUUGAAUACGGCGACACGGACACGCUCGUCGCCGAACUCUCAGAGCUUUACAGCUACACCGAGGAGCCCGAGUUUGCUCUGAACAGAGACUACUUUGAGGAAGACUUCCGAAGCCAUGCCCGUGGCCGACGGUGGAUCGAUUUGAGCGCGGAGGAGCGCCGCACGUACGUGAUGAGAUUACUGGACGCGCUGGAGGUGACCGACCGUGACAAGAGACUGAAGGUGGCGCGGGCCAUCCUCUACCUCGCUCAGGGUGUGUUUGACGAAUGUGACACCGAGGUGGACGUGCUCCGCUGGUCCAGGCGCAAUCUCUUCCUCCUGUACGACAUGGGCAUCUUCACGGCCCUCCUGGAGCUUCUCAGCAUGGAGAUGGACAACAGCCAAGCCUGCAGCAGUGCAGUGAGGAAGCCCGCCAUCUCCCUCGCAGACAGCACAGAACUCCGAGUCUUGCUCAGCAUCAUGUACCUGAUGGUGGAGACCAUUCGAGUUCAAACGGAAGACGACAGACCCGAGUGGAGAGCGGCCAGGGAGGCCUUCAAGAACGAGCUCGGCGCACCUCUGUACAACGGCGAGCCUUUUGCCCUGCUUCUCUUCUCCAUGGUGACCAAGUUCUGCAGCAUGAACGCGCCACAUUUCCCCAUGAAGAAAGUGCUGCUUCUUUUAUGGAAGACGGUGCUGUUCACCUUGGGGGGCUUUGAGGAGCUGCAGGAGAUGAAGGUGCGGGGCCGCCAGCGUCUCAACCUCCCCCCGCUCCCCGAGGACAGCAUCAAGGUGGUCCGGGCCAUGAGAGCCGCCUCGCCGCCCGCCUCCGCCAUGGAGCUCAUCGAGCAGCAGCAACAGCAGAAGAGAGGGCGGCGCAGUCGCAGGAGUGCCUUUGUUGAUAGCUUGGAAGGAGAAAGUCCCUUUCCCAAGAAGCAGCCGCUGGUCAAACAGGACAGUCUGGACACGUACAACGAGCGGGACCCGUUCAAGAACGACGACGCCCGCGACGAGGAGGAGGACCCCGAGGACGGCGACAGCGGCAUGGAGGGCGAGGUAGACCCGUUGGACCGGGAUGUCAUCAUCCAGCCGCCUCCUCCUCUCCUCCGGCCCCCCGCCGAGAGGGUCAACUUCCCCAAGGGCCUCCCUUGGGCCCCCAAAGUCAGGGAGAAGGACAUCGAGCACUUCCUGGAGACCAGUCGGAACAAAUUCAUCGGCUUCACCCUCGGAAAUGACAUCGAGACCCUCGUCGGCCUGCCCCGACCCAUCCACGAGAGUGUCAAGACUCUUAAACAGCACAAAUACAUGUCCAUCGCCGAAGUGCAGAUGAAACGAGAGGAGGAGUUACAACAGUGUCCGCUGAGCUUGGGCGAAGAGGAGGUGGAAGAGACCCCCGCAGAGACUCUCUACCUGGGCCUGCUUCCAAACCUCUCCCAAUACGUGAUCGCCCUCCUCAAGCUGUUACUGGCCGCCGCGCCAACCUCCAAAGCCAAAACGGACUCCAUCAACAUCCUCGCCGACGUGCUGCCUGAGGAGAUGCCCAUCACAGUCCUCCAAAGCAUGAAGCUGGGCAUCGAUGUCAACCGCCACAAAGAAAUCAUCGUCAAGGCCAUCUCGGCCCUGCUGCUCCUCCUCCUCAAACACUUGAAACUCAACCACGUCUACCAGUUUGAAAUCGUCUCCCAGCAUCUGGUGUUUGCCAACUGCAUCCCGCUCAUCCUCAAAUUCUUCAACCAGAACAUCAUGUCUUAUAUCAGUGCCAAAAACAGUAUAUGUGCGUUGGACUUUCCCCACUGCGCCGUCCAUGAAAUGCCUGAGCUCACCGCCGAGAGCCUGGAAACUGGAGACAACAACCAGUUCUGUUGGCGGAAUCUGUUCUCCUGCAUCAACCUGCUGAGAAUCCUCAACAAGCUGACCAAGUGGAAACACUCUCGGACCAUGAUGUUGGUGGUCUUUAAAUCAGCCCCCAUCCUGAAGAGAGCCCUCAAGGUCAAGCAGGCCAUGAUGCAACUGUACGUGCUCAAGCUGCUCAAAAUCCAGACCAAGUACUUGGGCCGCCAGUGGCGGAAGAGUAACAUGAAGACCAUGUCGGCCAUCUACCAGAAGGUCCGCCACCGGCUCAACGACGACUGGGCCUACGGCAACGAUAUCGACGCGCGGCCUUGGGACUUCCAGGCGGAGGAGUGCGCCCUUCGCGAGAACAUCGAGAGGUUCAACGGCCGGCGCUACGACAAGAACCGCAACGGCGACUUUGCGCCCGUGGACAACUGCCUGCAGAGCGUGCUGGGCCAGCGCGUGGACCUGCCCGACGACUUCCACUACAGCUACGAGAUGUGGCUGGAGAGGGAGGUGUUUGCACAGCCCAUCGAGUGGGAGGGCCUCCUGGCGGAUCAGUGACAGGGCAGGGGGAGCACCGACAGGGCAUGCCCAUGCCGAGUGUCAACACGUACGGAUGAGGCGGCCAAGAACCGAGGUAGCAGUUUCUUAUAACGGGGGUUCUCUCGAGCAGUAUCUUUAAGGAUCCACUAAAUAAAUAGCAUGAAAUUAUUGUCUGAUUAAACAUAAUAAAACAAUUAGGCCUUUCUACCUUUUGGGCAGUUAAGAUCCUUGAUAUGAUUGUUUUACUUAUUUUUUUGUGGAAAAUAGGCAACUCUUUAUGGGGGGUUUUGUAUGCGACCAGUCCCAAUCCCUCGCAAUUAAGAUUGGACAGGGUUCCUUGGAAGGAAAAAAAUAAUUUACACUGACCUGAAUAGUCUGAGAACCCCUGCCGAAGCAACAUCUUGUAGCAACAACUUUUAUGACUCCUGCUCUUUUUAUGCACUCCUCCAAAGUCGUUUUCCCUGUUCGCCGCUUUUUGAGUCCCCCAUUUUGAAAAUACGGGUGCUGGUUUGACCCCUUCCUUGUUUGUAUGCGGUGAACUUUGUAAAAAAUGUGUUUUUAAAGGGGGUGGGGGAGGGGGGGGUGAAACAAUGAAAAGUAUAAUCCAGUGUGUCCUAAAACAUUUGUAGACGAACAGCAUCGUGUUUACCAACCACACCACCCCCUAAAAAGGUCACAAAAUAUCUACUGACAUGAUCAUAUCAUCUCAAUUAUUUAGAAAUGUACUUUAUUUCAAAUCUCAGACUUUAGUGAUGUCAUAGUGUGGAUUCUAAUUAGGUGGGUUCUUCUCAAUCCGCCCAUCGACUGCAAAAAAAAAAAAAAACCUCUAGAGCUCGCAAUUGCCUUCACAAGCACAUUGUUGUCACAAUUUUUUUAAUUUCUUUCUCUACCUGACCUGCCAACCAGAAAAGCUUCAGGGAAAUUGUGGGCUCCAAUGAAGCACAAACAAAAUUGUCUGAACAGUCAUUGUUGUAUUUCAAACGGUUGUCUUGACUUUCAGUUCUGUGUUUCCCGCCACUCUUCUUCCCCCCACUGUUUUUAUUUCACCAAUGCCUCUGAAUAAUAUACAUGUAGAAUCUCAGGUUUACAAGGACACUAUAUUGCAAAGCUUUUAUCACUCUUAGAUCCUGAACACUCGCACAUUCUUGGACUGAACCUAUCCCUCACUUUGUUACUGGUGUGCCAAACAAAUAUGAGUGGCGUUUUAGCUUCCUCACUAUCUCCUCUGUUGUCAUGCUGUUUUAAAAUGCCAAAUGUUAUUUAUUUUCUACAUCAAAGCUGUACAGUCUAUAAAAUUAGAGAUUUAUUGUAUCGAGGAGAAUCAAAAGGUGUUGACGGUUCUUUUAAUGUGCAAUUACGGAUCCGCAGAGGUUUUAUUCAUGACAUAAUAAAUACAUUACAGCUCUAUUUAAACAAUGU
Molecule: messenger RNA, 4547 nt
Organism: Hippocampus comes (tiger tail seahorse)
Lineage: Eukaryota; Metazoa; Chordata; Actinopteri; Syngnathiformes; Syngnathidae
Gene: strip2
Product: striatin interacting protein 2
Exons: 22
Coding region: 633-3146 (837 amino acids)
Biological process (GO): cytoskeleton organization
Cellular component (GO): cytosol
Source: RefSeq, a predicted model, not a curated record